AAGAAGCAGACUUUGCUCAGUAGAGAACUUUCUCGAAUGACAGUGGGAGUCAUUCACAUACCAGAAGACAAGUGGGAUACAAGAACUCCUCUCACACACCAGUCCACACGGGGUCACAGACACAUUGGCGAGUUUCCAGAAGAUUGAAGAAGUUCUGUGAACAUAGGGUUGGGACUUUUGUGUGAAGGGAUGUGGUGUGUGUGGAUGUUGCUGCUGGCCCUGGUCAGUGAGACUCGGGCUCUAGACCAGCUCAAUAUGUGCAUGGAUGCCAAGCACCACAAGAUAGAGCCAGGACCAGAGGGGAAGCUCUACCAGCAGUGUGCCCCCUGGCGUGACAAUGCAUGCUGUACAGCUAACACCAGCGAACAGGCGCAUGCGGAUGACUCUUACCUGUACAACUUCAACUGGAACCACUGCGGCAUUAUGUCCUCCCAGUGCAAGAAACACUUCACACAGGAUACCUGCUUCUAUGAGUGUUCACCUCAUCUAGGGCCCUGGAUUCAGAAGGUGGACCAAUCGUGGCGGAAGGAGCGGAUCUUAAACGUUCCUCUGUGUAAAGAAGAUUGCGAAGGCUGGUGGAACGACUGCAAGAAUGAUAUGACCUGCAAGGAGGACUGGCACUACGGCUGGGACUGGACCACAGGUCGUAAUGUCUGUCCCAAGGGUUCCAUGUGUCGGAAGUGGACCGAUGUGUUCCCCACACCUAAGUCCAUGUGUGAGGGCAUCUGGUCCAAAUCCUACCUCUACACCACUUUAUCGAAAACCUCGGGGCACUGCAUGCAGCUCUGGUUCACUGGCGAAAACCCCAACAAGAAGGUGGCGGAAUACUACCUGAACCAUGCCACCUGGCAACGCCUUCCUCUGUCAACUCUCCUUUCCCUGGCCUCCUUGUCUGUAGGCAUAGUGCUCCUCUAAAUAAAAAGUGCCACUUCCCUUUA
This is a messenger RNA of Hypomesus transpacificus, 938 nucleotides long. It is a transcript of the gene folr, whose product is annotated as folate receptor. Bases 190 to 915 code for a protein of 241 amino acids. Gene Ontology annotation, molecular function: signaling receptor activity. Lineage: Eukaryota; Metazoa; Chordata; Actinopteri; Osmeriformes; Osmeridae. The record is from RefSeq and is a predicted model, not a curated record. The transcript is spliced from 5 exons. Gene Ontology annotation, cellular component: external side of plasma membrane.